Molecule: messenger RNA, 489 nt
Organism: Didymosphaeria variabile
Lineage: Eukaryota; Fungi; Ascomycota; Dothideomycetes; Pleosporales; Didymosphaeriaceae
Gene: ANB1
Product: translation initiation factor eIF5A
Exons: 4
Coding region: 1-489 (162 amino acids)
Biological process (GO): positive regulation of translational elongation; positive regulation of translational termination
Molecular function (GO): ribosome binding; translation elongation factor activity; RNA binding
Source: RefSeq, a predicted model, not a curated record
AUGGCCGACGACGCGCAGCAUGAGCACACCUUCGAGAGCGCCGAUGCCGGUGCCUCCACCACCUACCCCAUGCAGUGCUCUGCGCUGAGGAAGAACGGUUUCGUCGUCAUCAAGAACCGUCCCUGCAAGAUCGUCGAAAUGUCCACCUCCAAGACUGGCAAGCACGGUCACGCCAAGGUCCACUUGGUCGCCAUCGACAUCUUCACCGCGAAGAAGCUCGAAGAGCUGUGCCCGUCCACCCACAACAUGGAUGUCCCCAACGUCCGCCGCCAGGAAUACCAGCUCCUCGACGUUACUGACGACGGUUUCCUCUCCCUCAUGUCUGACGACGGCUCCACCAAGGACGAUGUCAAGCUUCCCGAUGGCGAGGUUGGUGACAAGAUCAGCAAGCUCUUCACUGAGGAUGGCAAGGACACCAACGUUAUCGUUCUCACUGCUAUGGGUGAGGAGGCUGCCAUUGAUGCCAAGGAGGCUCCCAAGACUGGUUAG